AUGCCAUAACAUUCAUUCAAUCAUAUACUCUCUCAUCUGCAGUUUACAGAGAGUGAGUGAAUGAGAGUGAAGAGAUUACAUCAACUCACAAACAUUCAUCGUCAAUACGAAAAAUAAUUCUAAAAAAAAUGGUGAGAUCCCCUAGCAUCGACAAAAAUGGUAUCAAGAAAGGCGAGUGGAGUAAAGAAGAAGACGAUAAGCUGAGAGCUUACAUUAACAGAUAUGGCACUUGGAACUGGCGUCAGCUUCCCAAGUUUGCAGGGCUAUCGCGAUGUGGAAAGAGUUGCAGACUGCGGUGGAAGAAUUAUCUGCAGCCCAAUGUUAAACGGGGAAACUUCACCAAAGAUGAAGAGGAUAUCAUCAUCAACUUACAUAAUCAGCUUGGAAAAAAAUGGUCAAUUUUUGCAAAAAACCUACCGGGAAGAACAGACAAUGAGAUCAAAAACUACUGGCACACUCAUCUGAAGAAGCGAACACAAGGCCAGAAUUCAGUCAUGCCAUCCAACCAAGAGAUUAAGAGGGAAUCUCCUUCGCUGAUAAUAAAAGAAGAUACUAAUCAAGAAUCAUCUCAACCCGAUAAUUACCAGCAAACGAGUAUUCCCCCUUUUCAAGGCUUAACCUCUCCAAACGAAUCAUGUUGCACUGUGCUCUCGCAAAGCUAUUCUAGUACACCUUCAUCUCUAGAAUAUUCAUCGGCUGAUUUCUGGAGCCAAGAAUUAACGAUUGAAGAUUAUGAUUUGACGCAAGGAUCAUCGUGUAGUGAACUCUCUUUCGGAAGUGUCUAUGAUCCUAAAUCAAGUGAUCUGAGUACUUGGAUAAGGACAAAUUUUUCUAAUUUUGAUUAUUUGGAUGAUUUAUGGAGUGAGUCAUUUGAGACGGAUAAUUACAUGAUAAAUGCAUACAAUAAUCAGCAGUCAUAUGUGGAUCCAGGACAUGUUUAUCCAAGUUCUCCAAGUACGGAAGAAGUAUGUUUGUGGUCUUAUGACUUGAGCGAUGAGAGUAUCAGUUAAAAUAUAUAAACUGCAGCAAGUAUAUUGCUAUUAUUGAGCCCGUAUAAAAAAAAAAAGAACAAAUGCAAACAAGCCUAUCUGUAAUUAGCCAUGGUUAUCUAUGAGUUAUAUAGAUUGUUCUACUUUUUUACUUGAGAUCGUGAAACUGGUCCGAUCGAGGAGAAGAUUUUUUUUGUGGAGCUGAAAGGAAAUGCAUCUUCAUGAUCCAUCGUCUCUUUGA
Messenger RNA from Daucus carota subsp. sativus, 1230 nucleotides. Its product is annotated as transcription factor MYB30. Lineage: Eukaryota; Viridiplantae; Streptophyta; Magnoliopsida; Apiales; Apiaceae. The coding region runs from base 129 to 1010 and encodes 293 amino acids. The record is from RefSeq and is a predicted model, not a curated record. The transcript has 3 exons.